Messenger RNA from Pseudogymnoascus destructans, 492 nucleotides. RefSeq lists its product as uncharacterized. The record is from RefSeq and is a predicted model, not a curated record. The coding region runs from base 1 to 492 and encodes 163 amino acids. The transcript has 2 exons. Lineage: Eukaryota; Fungi; Ascomycota; Leotiomycetes; Thelebolales; Thelebolaceae.
AUGGCCCCAUCGCCCGAUUCAGCAGUUUGGGAGAGCGACGAGAAGGCGGCGACGACCGAAAUGUCAGUGGAGCAUCGGGCACAAUCUCCCGUUUGUCACCGCAUCUCACCGCAUCUAACCCAUCCCCCCCUUCCUUCCCAACCCCAUCCGCCUUACCUCGCCCAUAAGAAGCCCGCGCCCGCGCCCGCCGUAACACCCCUCCGCUCACAACUCACAACUCACUUCUCCACUCCCCACUCCCCACUCCGCCUCCGUCCGUUCCCUGCGCUCCCUCGCUCCCUCGCCUCUCAGCCGUUGCGAAACGAGGGCGACGUAACCGCCCCCGUCUUUAUCGAUGGUAUAGGAACACACGUCACUGAGGGGUUGGGUUUGGGAAUGGUCGACGGUACCGCCGGCGGUACCGCCAGCCAUGGCCAAAAGUUCUCCCACCAUGCAAGCCCGUCCGCGAUAUCGCCUUGGGAUUUUGCUUCUACACUGGCUGCGUCCGUCUAG